GUGUCAUCGACUCAUCGUGUGGUAGAGAUAGAGAAGUUCUCUUACCUUGUUUUUCUUUUGUUGGCUCCUUUACUCCUUUGACCAUAAGAGAAAGAAACGGCUAGGAUCUCGCCUACGCAACUGGCGGAGACAAAUCGGGACCGUUGAAGAAAGAAAGAAGCGCGUCCAAAAAUCUCAGUGUCCCAUCUUUGUCCCCUUGCCUCUCACUUGCCCCCUCAUGCUCCCGACAUCGUCAUAAUUCCCCAUUAUCUCUCUUUAACCCUAAUUUCAAUGGCAAGUUUCCUUAUAUAAACCUCUCUCUCUCCCUUUCCUUUCCUCAAACCCACAAGCAAACUCCAUCGCAUUUCAAGGAUCUUAUCAAGAAGAAGAACAACUACCGAAAGUAGCAGAAAGAAGAAGAAGAAGAAGAGAGUUUGCUUAGUUUGAUACAACAAGUAAAGUGAGAGAAUAUGGCGUAUGAGGAAAUCAUCAACGGGCUUAACCUUAAGGACACAGAGCUUCGUUUGGGAUUACCCGGAACAGAAGAAGAAGAACAACAACAACUUCAAGAGGUUUCUUGCGUCAGAAGCAACAAGCGUCAGUUUCAUGAGACAACCGAUGAACACAACCUAAAAGAAGAAUCUUCUCCUCCUGCUAAAACACAAAUCGUUGGUUGGCCUCCAGUGAGAUCAAACCGGAAGAACAACAACAAAAACGUGAGUUAUAUGAAAGUGAGUAUGGACGGAGCUCCUUACCUCCGUAAGAUAGAUCUCAAGAUGUACAAAAACUACAGUGAGCUUCUCAAGGCACUCGAGAACAUGUUCAAAUUCACAAUUGGUGAAUAUUCCGAGAGAGAAGGAUACAAAGGAUCUGGAUUUGUUCCGACCUAUGAGGACAAAGAUGGAGAUUGGAUGCUUGUUGGUGAUGUUCCAUGGGACAUGUUCUCUUCAUCUUGCCAAAAACUCAGAAUCAUGAAACGAUCCGAAGCUCCUCCUGCCUCAUGAUUUCAAACAUACAAACCUUUUGAUUUUUGGCAAAACUGCAUCUCAAAAAUUUCUAGCUACUUUAUUUAGAAAUCUUUUAGAUCUGAAAAAGUUUUGUGUAAAGAAAGAUAUGUACAAUAGGAAUACAGUUAUAGAUGUAAAACUAGAUUGUUAUUUCUGUAAGCUCAAUUUUGCUUAUAUACAAGUUCUUGCUGAUUCGAAUUCAUAUCAAAUAUGCAUCCUACCAUUUUUAUACAAAACCGUCUCAAAAU
Messenger RNA from Thlaspi arvense, 1234 nucleotides. NCBI's taxonomy places the organism in Eukaryota, Viridiplantae, Streptophyta, Magnoliopsida, Brassicales, Brassicaceae. The record is from the annotation of a GenBank genome assembly.